Molecule: messenger RNA, 2809 nt
Organism: Lineus longissimus
Lineage: Eukaryota; Metazoa; Nemertea; Pilidiophora; Heteronemertea; Lineidae
Product: muscle M-line assembly protein unc-89-like
Exons: 4
Coding region: 312-1334 (340 amino acids)
Source: RefSeq, a predicted model, not a curated record
CUAGGUGCUAUCCGCUCGGCUGGAUAAUGAGCUAACGAUAUAUGACCAACUCGAAGCUAGGCUUUGUUAGCGAGAAUUCGUGCAAAUCGUUCAAACAAAACUUUCUUAGGCCUAGCACCAUUGCUGUUCCUCCGGGUGGCUAUGCUCGAUGUUGGCUUGAUAGGCAUAUAGGAAUGAUGGCAUAAAUAUUAUUGUGGUCGUUGCUGAUAUCGAUAGCGUUCUGUGGAUAUUUGGUGACGGAUUAAGAUAGACGGAACUUGGUCUCUGGAUAUUAUGUGGAGGUGCUCGGUAGAUAAGGUUCCGUGCAGGAGAUGAAGAUAUCAAAGUCACAAUGGCUGCUGUUUCUCGCCUUGGGUGUGACAACAACACGAGCUGCCACCACUACGACAACUUCCACCACUACGACAGCAUGGAUUGACCAAGAUUACCCGAAAGCUGUUAUAAGUCUGGCCGUGCUGGCUGUGGCCGUCUUGAUAGGGUUUGGUAUAGCUAAGUUAGCGGAUUGGUGCUACGAGAGGGAAGCGGUGAGGGACGAUGCUAGUGAUAUCAGUGAAAACACCAAAGAGUUACUCAAAGCACAACUUGCACUUAUGGGAUUUAGAAAACCGAAGAAAACAGGCGCUGAUGGUAAAGUUAUAGUGAGCAAGGAGAGACAGCGGGAGGUGUUCAACACGUGGGCGCAGAAAGUCCGGGUCCACAAGAAAAAGCGCCUGGAGGAAGAAGCGAAGGCGGCUAAGGCAGGUGGGAAGGCUCCUGCCACGCCUACUUCCAAAUCUACCCCAGCGUCCGCACGAAAGUCGCCGACGAAAUCUUCGUCGAAAUCUGCCGGAGCAAAAGGGAAGGAGGAUAAGUUUCACGACGCUUUACAACAAUGGGAGGAUGUGGACGAAAUGGUGCCGACUGUGAUGGAACCAAAGAGCCCAACGCCAUCAACCAAAUCAAAACAAGCCGCGAAAUCUAAAACUCCAACGAAAAAUAACAGCAAGGCUGCGCUGGAGCCGGUCAACCAUCCGAGCGCUGUUGACGUCACGAGUUUGUCGUCUGCCGAUUUUGAUUUUAUUGAUGAGACGUUCAAAUCUUUGGAUAAAGACAACAAAACUACCGGUAAACCCAAAACUGAUACCAAACAGACGACAAGGCCUAAUAAGGUUUCGCCCGUUUCACCGGUCGGGACGGAAUUACAGACGCUGAAAGAUACGCCAAACCCUCAAGUUCAAAAUAAGACUCAGUUUUCGCGUUAUGUUCGAGAACCAACGACAAUUUCUCAAGGACGACCUAAGUCGUCUAACGGUGCCAAAUCGCCAGCUAAAGCACCUAGCACGCCGAAACGAUAGCAUGGCUUGCUACGUUGUGUUUACAUCGGAUUAUUUUAGGUAUUGCUCAAAUGUCUGUGAUUAAAAACCCUGUGGGGCCGAUUCGUAAUCCGUCGGUGUCGUUCCUUUCAAAUCAUGUCAAGGAUUACUUUGUAGACGCAACAAGUGUUUGACGUCAACAACAAGCUCGAUCAUAGCACGAUCCUUCAGUGUGGGCUGCGACGACUGUCCGUGACUCACCAUCAACCAGUUCUAGCCUUACCAUUUAUUAAAACCAGGGGGAUUCGUCUAUUUCUUUGUUUAAAGCAACUGUGACAUCUUUUUCAAAUGAAUAAAUAUUUUGUCUUCGUGCUGUGACCAAGCCCUGCAAGUACUCAAAAUAAUGACUAUACAGUUCUUAUGAAAAUACAUGGAAAAAGGGUGUAACGAAACAAGCUCGUGACCGGUGAUUAUUUAUUUUGACAAGCUACACCGUUACAACUCCAUUUUUUAGACUUCGGCGAUGGCCAUUGUCGCAAAGUGUUCUCUGACGCCUUAUUUACUCAAGUACGUCAGAGCGAAGCGGUAUAGCCAUGAUUUGACAAGGGCUGUUUCCAAGAUCAAACGGGGGAGCACAGUUUAUAUUCAGGAAAACUCACCUCCAGCAUACUGAUUCGUGCGUAAUACUCAAAGUAGGCCCAACAGAAUAGUCCUUCCGUCGUUUGUAACUGGUCUGGUCCCAUCCCACGUGGGGCCAAAGGCACUCUGUAUAAAAACACAGAGGUCUGGGAGGGGGUGGGUGGGCUGUAGCUCCCUGCAUGCAGUGGGGCCUAUUAUUGUACAGACGACAUGCCAGUCGUCGUAGCUGACAGUUUUCCGUCCUCUCUGUCCAUAGCUUGUGCAGGUGUCGGAGACAACAAAUGUAUUCGAGGGACAAUGGCAAAAACCUGCACGAAAGUUAUAAGUGUCAUCCACCAGCAAGCUUCAUGUUAAUACAUACACCAGCAAGCUUUAUGUUAAUACAUGUAUCAUAUUUUAUUCAUUCAGCUUUUGUAAAAAGAUGUAAAUAAUGUUGAUAAAAAAAGUCAUUGCCAUUUGCGCAUAAAAAUGUGAAAACGACGAAAAGACGUUUAAAGAUGCAGUGUGGGGGUCGGAAGGGUCGGAGGGGUCGAACAAGAGGGCAGACGACACCGGUUGGACGGUUCGUCUGCUCGAAUGAUCAGAGGAUUUGGAUAUGAUGGCAAUAUGCUACUCAUUUCGCGUGACUUAUUGGCAAGGACAUCUGAACCUAAGUAAAAUGACGGAUGUUGCAUUCGGUAGUUGUGAUCAUGUUAACAACACUACUUUCGAGUAUGACCAAUAUUCGGCGAUUCACCUAUUGCUGGGGCAUGCUUACACAUGAGCUGAGUCUCUGACCUAACCAGGCGGUUGUCAAUGGUCUCCUUUGUCUUUUUUUUUCAUUAAGCAUUCUGUAUGUGUUCGUAGAACAGAUUAUUAAAAUAUUCUCUUUUAUAAUA